This is a messenger RNA of Nerophis lumbriciformis (worm pipefish), 1725 nucleotides long. The record is from RefSeq and is a predicted model, not a curated record. Lineage: Eukaryota; Metazoa; Chordata; Actinopteri; Syngnathiformes; Syngnathidae.
AUGUCAGACAAAGCAACAGUGGAUGACAUACAACAUCUCCGGGACCAACUGCAGCAAAAGGAUGCACAAGUCCAACAGGCUGCCCAAGCUGGUUUGGAACUGCUGAAUCAGAUAGCAGAAAUGCAAACUAGGUUUGAAGAACAGAGAACGGAGAUGACAAGUGCACUGGAGGAUCUUCAGCAAGACAAGUAUACGCUGAAGAAGGAAGUGGCACUGAAGACCCAACAAAUUAAAUCGUUGCAGUGGGAGGCUGAACAUUUGGAAAAACGCCAUAGGCAGAACAUAGACGAUGAAAACAAAAAACUACAGAUGAGUCACCAAAUGGAUCUUGAGGAGCUCAACAAAAAGAUGAUCCUUUUACAAUCAGCACUGGAUGAGUCACGACUGACUGAGAAACAGACUAAAGAAAAACUUGAAUUACAGACAGAGGUUCUGAAUUCUAAGAUGGAGGAACUCCGGAUUCUAAAUGAGCACACUCAAAGUUCACCAUUGUCAGAGUCAGUGGAUAUGCACAAAGUUCUUGAGUUGGAGAACAUUAAGUUGGAGUUGGAAUGGAAACACAAGGAAUCCCAGCACAGAGAGCAGCAGCUGCAAUUGAUCAAUAGCAGUUUACAAGACAAUCUGAAGCUAACCACAGAGGAAAGAAACAAAGAUGCUGCCACCUGGUGUGCAGCAUUAGAGAAAUCACGGGAAAUGAACCGGGAACUCCAGGACCGUCUGGAAACUGUUCUACAACAGGCCCAGGAUCCAAACACCAAAGGCAAUUCUCUUUUUGCUGAGUUGGAGGAUAAACGUGCAGAAAUGGAAAAAAAACUUAAAAACAUGAAAGUCCAGUACGAGUCACUUCAAACACAGUAUGACUUCAACAAACAACAGUUGCAGCGUAUGAAGGUUCACAUUGCUACUCUGAUGCAGCUCCGAUGUUCAAGGGUCGACCCCUCUCAAAUGGAGAGACUCCAGUCUUUGUUGUCAGAGAAGACUGAUGAAAUACACAAUCUCAUGACCAAACUACAGAAAUUGGAGAAGGUUGAGGUAUUGUUGAAGACCCAGAGUAAUAAUCCACCACGUUCUGAAACUGGUAACGGCCAGGAAGAAACGUUUUAUAUUGACCUACUCAAAAUGCAACUCGACAAUGCAAUGAAGGAUGUAGAACGAUUAGUCAAUGAACUUUCUCUGGUAAGGAUGAAGUCUUUGUCAGAAAGCCAGAAAGUUCUGCAACUGGAGAGGAAACUCUUCGCCGGUGAUCGUCUUCUCAAACAGGCAGAGUCUGAUAAAAUCCAAUUACAGCUUCAGGUGGAACAUCUACAAGAGAAAUAUGAACCCAAAAAAACAACUAAAUUAUCCCAGGGAGGAAAGAACGAGAAACUCCCUGUAAAUACUUUAUCAUCAUUUGAAGCAACUGAACCUAUUAAGAGCAAGAAGAUUUCAAAGGAAUCUGGCAUCUCUCUUUGCCCAGAGACCGGUAAAUAUCCCACAAUCUGGUUUGUUGGGGCUGUUUUUGAGGUCCCGAUGUCCAGCAAUAGCAUCGCGCCAGAAUCAGCCAAGCAUGUCAAGAUCUGUGAGGAUAAUCCUGUUCUGAUCCCCAAUCCAAGGUCUCCUGGGGCCAACUGCAAGGAGGAAAACCACGAGCAAAAGGAAAAUGUGGAAAGAAAAAAAAAUGAAAAUGUUAAGGUGAUGCAUGUCUGCGCUCAACACAGUAUGGAAACCCAGUGUUCUCAGCAAUAA